Molecule: messenger RNA, 1925 nt
Organism: Anolis sagrei ordinatus
Lineage: Eukaryota; Metazoa; Chordata; Lepidosauria; Squamata; Anolidae
Gene: UAP1
Product: UDP-N-acetylglucosamine pyrophosphorylase 1
Biological process (GO): UDP-N-acetylglucosamine biosynthetic process
Molecular function (GO): UDP-N-acetylglucosamine diphosphorylase activity
Source: RefSeq, a predicted model, not a curated record
GCGUCGAAGCAGCUCUCAUCUGGGUUGGCGGGAGGAGGAGGAGGAAGGUCCCUGCGCGUGCUCCUGCUGAGAGGCUGAAGAGAAGUGAUCGCUGCCUUCCCAAAGCCAGUCUCUUGAUGAAAUGAAUGGAGACAACAGCAUACAAGUGCUCCAGCGCCGGCUGGCUGCAGCAGGGCAAAGACACUUACUUCAGUUUUGGGAUGAGCUGAGUGCAGCAGAACAGCAAGAUCUAUAUGUGGAGCUGAAUGCUAUGGACUUUGAGGAGUUGCGCCACGCUUUCCAAAAGGCCAUGAUGUGCGGCAGCCAUUUACCAAAGGAGGAGAACAUGGACGACAAGAUGGAACCUGUGCCUCAGGAGGUGCUAGGAAGCACAACUCGAGACCAAGUUCAUCUUCCAGCAUGGGAAGAGGAAGGUCUCCGGCAGAUUUCUCAGAGCAAAGUUGCUGUUCUUCUCUUAGCUGGCGGACAAGGAACAAGGCUAGGUGUUUCAUAUCCCAAAGGAAUGUAUGAUGUAGGCCUGCCAUCCCAUAAAACCCUCUUUCAGAUUCAAGCAGAGCGGAUCUUGAAACUACAACAGUUGGCUGAAAAGCGGCAUUGUCUCAAAUGUGUCAUUCCAUGGUACAUCAUGACAAGUGGCAGAACCAUGGAACUGACCAAGGAGUUCUUCCAGAAGCACAAAUAUUUUGGUUUAAAGAAGGAGAAUGUAGUAUUUUUCCAGCAGGGAAUGCUUCCUGCUAUGGAUUUCGAUGGGAAAAUUCUUUUGGAGGAAAAAGGCAAAGUUUCAAUGGCACCAGAUGGCAAUGGUGGGCUGUAUCGAGCCUUGGGAGCUCAUCAUAUUGUGGAGGAUAUGGAACAGCGAGGCAUUGGCAGCAUUCACGUGUACUGCGUAGACAAUAUUUUGGUGAAAGUGGCUGAUCCUUCGUUUAUUGGAUUCUGCAUACAGAAAGGAGCAGAUUGUGGAGCAAAGGUAGUUGAAAAGACAAACCCCACGGAGCCAGUUGGUGUGGUAUGCCAAGUUGGGGGGCUUUACAAAGUGGUGGAGUACAGUGAGAUAUCUUUGGCCACAGCACAGAAAAGGAGUCAUGAUGGCCGGCUGCUUUUUAAUGCUGGGAACAUUGCCAACCACUACUUCACGAUGGACUUUCUGAAGAACAUUGUCAGCAUUCAUGAACCCCAACUGCAACACCACAUAGCUCAGAAGAAAAUCCCAUACAUUGAUGUGGCUACGGGGAAACUUCUGAAACCAGACAAACCAAAUGGAAUUAAGAUGGAGAAGUUUGUUUUUGACAUCUUCCAGUUUGCCAAAAAUUUCGUGGUUUAUGAAGUGUUGCGAGAAGACGAGUUCUCCCCUUUAAAGAACGCAGAUAGCCACAACGGCAAGGACAACCCCACCACGGCACGGCACUCUCUGAUGUCACUACAUCACCGCUGGGUUCUCAAUUCUGGUGGUCAUUUCGUGGAUGAGAAUAAGACACGCCUUCCUGCUAUUCCCUGUUGCACUAAUGGAAGUUCAGAUGUGAAUCAAGAUGAUGUCAAUCACAAUUUGAAAGAUGCCAGUGAUGUCCCUAUUCAGUGUGAGAUUUCUCCUCUUGUGUCCUAUGGGGGUGAAGGCCUGGAGGAGUUUGUGAAGGACAAAGAAUUUCAUGCCCCCCUGAUUAUUGAUAGAAGUGGGGUUCAUGAAUGGGUGAAGAAUGGGGUCUGAGUUCUCCACGAAGCCUCAUUGUUUUGGUCCAGACUGAAAACGGAAACAAACAUUUCAACAACACUCUUUAGAUUUUCAAUCAAAUGAUGUUUUCUCAAAAUCCAGAAUCUGACUGCACUUUGAAGGGAUGCGGUACUUUUUCCUCUCUGCAUCUUGGGGAGUUAUCUAUUUAUCUAUUUUUAUUUUUUACAGAGGUCACACAUUAAACAUAUUAAACAAUAAA